Kalmanozyma brasiliensis GHG001 is the source of this 1155-nucleotide messenger RNA. RefSeq lists its product as uncharacterized. The transcript has a single exon. Lineage: Eukaryota; Fungi; Basidiomycota; Ustilaginomycetes; Ustilaginales. The record is from RefSeq and is a predicted model, not a curated record. Bases 1 to 1155 code for a protein of 384 amino acids.
AUGGUCCUCCCGCAGCGUCGGUCGCUGACGGUGCGCGAGCCGUCGCGCGCCCCACGCUCGCCGCAUCCCAACGUGAUGCUCGUCAUCCGUUUCCUCGUCACCGGUCUCGUCUGUCUCCUCUCCCUCGCUACCGCCAUCGUAGCCAUCCUCGUCGUCGACUACUACAACAAGCACGCGCCCAUCAUCGCCCCGUCCUGGGGAUCGCUCAUCUUCCUCAUCAUCCUCGGCCUCUUCACGCCCAUCAUCUACUUUGGCUACAACAUCUUCCUGCCCUUGAUGCCGUUUAUCAACUACGGCGAUUUCCUCUACGGGUUGUUCAUGGUCAAGAUCGAGCUGCUGUUGCAGUUUGCCAUGUGCGUCUUGUGGGUUUCGGGCGCUUUGGCGUUUGCCAACGACUUGCGACCGGGAGCGGGCAACGAGAACUGCCAAUUCGACGGCUACUGGCAUUACGAGAAGCCGGCCAACUUCAACACGAGCUGUCAGCUGCUCAACAUCUGCACGGGUUUCGCCUACGCUACGUUUGGCGUCCAGGUUUUCCUGUUUGUCAUCGAGUUCCUGUACGGCAUGUACAUCUUCCUGCUUCUGGACCAGGAGAGUCUGAACGAGCCGCAUUUCGAGUGGGGUCGCCGGGCGUACAACUAUGGACAGCAGAGCAGACAGCAGGAGAUGCAGAGGUCGAAUGCGAUCGGACGCAGUCCUGCGCGGGCUAUGGCUGUGGGUGGCGCAGGCGGCCUCGCCGCCCAGUCGUACAGGAACGACGGCCGCAGGAGCCCCGGCAGCUCGUCCGCAGGAUCGAGCUUCGGUACUGGUACAGGCAGCGUCAGCAGGAGGGGCGCGGCGUACAACGAUCCGGAGAUGGAGAGCAGAGCCUCGGCGCCCAUCUCGCUCGGAAGCAGGGGCAGGCGAGGAAUUGCGUAUGGAGGUAUGGCCGACGAAGACGAGGAGAGCCAGGUGGCCGGGCGACCGAUGUCUGGGACCUCGUCGCAGGGCGAGGCGGGCGAUCGGGGGCUUGCGUCCGCCGCCGCGGCAGGUGGGAAGAAGGGCCACCGUGCCACCAGCUCCAAGGGCGGCUCCAGGAGGGGCCUCUCCAGAAGCGGUCCGCUGUCCGACGAGGAGAGCGGCUGGCAUCUGCGCGAGGAAGACUCUGAACGCUAA